AUGGUUAGUGAAAAGCGUGAAGCACAUGUUGUCGUUGUUGUCCAUUUUGGUGCAGUUAAGACAUACAAAGGUAAAUGGGGAUUUUCUAAUAACUUUGAUGGUUCACGACUUUUCAUUAACGAUAAUUUUGAUGCAAUGCUACUGUUCAAACAAAAGUUUCUUGCAAAACUUGCUGCUUCAACUGAAUCAAGUAGCCAUGCUGGGUCAUAUAUGAUGUGUUCUCCAAAGAAAGUUGUUGUUGUUGGAACAAUUGUAGCAAUUGUUUCAGAUAAGAUAUGGUAUUAUGAUGGGUGUAACAUUUGCAAGUCCAAAGUUGAGCAAAAGUUUGAAUCCUAUGAUAAGGAUGAUGGAACAAGUGAUGUUAGAGAUGAGAAGUUGUAUCAAUGUUCUAACAAGGAUUGUAAUGGAAAAGAAGUUUUCCCACUGUCCAGGUUUAAAAUACAGGUUCGUUUUCAAGAUUCAACCGGUACUGUGACACUUACAUUGUUUGACCACGAGGCGUUGAAGUUUGUUGGGAAAACUGCAAAGGAACUUAUACAAAUUCAGGACGAGUUACUGAAGUCAAAUGAGAUUCCAAGAGAAUAUCCAGUUGAAUUUGAAUCGUUGGUUAACCUAAAGUGUGCUUUCGUGAUUAAAGUAAGUGACUUUAAUAUUGUCAAUGCUGUCGAGAAUUAUGGAAUAUCAGUUGUUACCACUGAUGAUGACAUCUUGGAUAAGCUGAACAAAAAAUUUAAAAUUGACCAACUUGAUGUCUCUGAUUCUUUUGGUAUUAGUCAGUCUGAGUUCCAAACUACUGGUGGUGAAUGCUUUAAGGAUUAUGUGGGUGACUUGAAGCAAUCAUCUUCUGAUAUGAAGCGUAACCUUGAUGAUGUUUAUUUGAAUGAAGAGGGAUUGGGGUCGUCAGCAAUUGACGAAGCUAAGUAUAGACGUUGGUUAAGAAAACUAUAUCUUGAUAAUAAGAAAUCAAAAUCAACAGCACUUUCGGAUUAUUUUGUUAGAGCACUAAAAAACCAUAAAAUGUCGGGAAAUAAUGUUGGUUCAAGAACUUACAUCCCAAGAAUUAGCAUGAUACCAUCUGACAAGAAAAUACCCUUCAAGUUUCAACGAAGGCAGUUUCCAAUAUCCAUAUGUUUUCCGAUGACUAUUAACAAAAGUCAAGGACAAUCUCUAUCGAGAGUUGGUCUAUACCUGAGAGACACUAUGUUCUCACAUGGUCAGCUUUAUGUUGCUUUUUCGAGAGUAAAGACUAAAGAUGGCGUUAAGGUUUUAAGGCUUUACAAAGAUGGGAGAACAACAAAUAAAACUGCAAACGUUGUUUACAAAGAAAUAUUCGGGAAAUUGUAG
This is a messenger RNA of Helianthus annuus (common sunflower), 1344 nucleotides long. RefSeq lists its product as uncharacterized. Lineage: Eukaryota; Viridiplantae; Streptophyta; Magnoliopsida; Asterales; Asteraceae. The transcript has 10 exons. The coding region runs from base 1 to 1344 and encodes 447 amino acids. The record is from RefSeq and is a predicted model, not a curated record.